GCUGCGUCGUCAGACAAACGAGGCUUUGAGCUUCGAUUCGCUCGCGCGGCAGCUGAAAACUAUGAGGCUUUCAAGAUCUCCACAAUUCGGCUGCUCACUCUCGAGCCACUGUACAGUACAACACAGGCCCGGAUUGACACACCCAGCACGAGAGCUGAAGACCCAAUCCCGCCUGAGGAGGAGCCGGGUUUCCUGGAACAAUUCUGGUGGCUGCCCUGGCUUGGUGGCUCU
Molecule: messenger RNA, 231 nt
Organism: Symbiodinium pilosum
Lineage: Eukaryota; Dinophyceae; Suessiales; Symbiodiniaceae
Source: the annotation of a GenBank genome assembly